This is a messenger RNA of Pisolithus orientalis, 1830 nucleotides long. RefSeq names its product glycoside hydrolase family 16 protein. Bases 1 to 1830 code for a protein of 609 amino acids. Gene Ontology annotation, biological process: (1->6)-beta-D-glucan biosynthetic process; fungal-type cell wall organization. Lineage: Eukaryota; Fungi; Basidiomycota; Agaricomycetes; Boletales; Pisolithaceae. Gene Ontology annotation, cellular component: plasma membrane; endoplasmic reticulum membrane. The transcript is spliced from 17 exons. The record is from RefSeq and is a predicted model, not a curated record. Gene Ontology annotation, molecular function: glucosidase activity.
AUGGCCUCCCAGCGGCGUUUCUACGCGCAGCCUGCCUCAAAUGCACCGUCGACUGCAAGUCUCAUACCCCCCUCGGCAAGAAGUCCCAACCAGAGUGCAGUACAGGCCGCCUUUGCCAGAGCACCGCAGCCCCUUCGGAGUGUACCGAGCGUAAACUCACUCAGUGAUUCUCCUUACUCCGGCGCAGCCGCAGGUCGGACAGCAGCUGGUUCGCAAUUUUCCCUCUCGCCAGAUCCACGAACCUGGGGUGCAGACCUCUCCCCAAAUCACCCCGAACCAGACGACUACCUACACAACCCCGAUCCUCGUCGUGACAGGAAACAUGACCGUGGUGGUCACGUCCUCACUUACAGAGGUCUAACAAACUUGGGUUGCCUGCUUGUCCUCGCGACCGGCCUUGUUGCCUUAUUCGCCGGUUAUCCCAUGUUAUCCUACUUCACCCGUCAUAGUUUAUCCCUCAAUAGCGGUUUCAACUUAGGCGGUAUCAACGCAAGCGGCCAGCUACCAAGCAUGCCGAACAACUGGGGUCUCAUCGAUGUCGACACUCCUUCCUCAGCACACACAAUCGCGUCUUUCGCUGAUGGUUCAGAAUGGCAACUUGUGUUUAGUGACGAGUUCAACGUAGACGGUCGGACUUUUUGGCCCGGCGACGAUCCAUAUUGGGAAGCAGCCGAUCUCCAUUACUGGCAGACAAAUGACUUGGAGUGGUAUUACCCUGGCGCCAUAACUACCAAAGACGGUUACCUGCAAAUCACCAUGUCAGAGCGUACGAUGAACAACCUCAACUACACGAGCGGUUUAAUGUCUUCUUGGAACAAGUUCUGCUUCACUGGUGGCAUGGUCCUUGUUUCUGUCAGUCUUCCUGGAGCCAAUGACAUCUCCGGUCUCUGGCCUGCAGUCUGGACGAUGGGCAAUCUAGGUCGCGUCGGUUAUGGCGCAAGUCUUGAAGGAAUGUGGCCAUAUAGCUACGACAGUUGCGACGUGGGUACCGCGCCGAACCAAACACAUAAUGGACAACCGGCAGCUGCUCUCACCAAUGGUGAUCCCAGUAAUGGCGACGUUCUUUCGUACCUACCGGGACAGCGUUUGUCGAGGUGCACAUGUCCAGGAGAAUCACACCCCGGGCCCGUUCAUUCAGACGGAACAUAUGUAGGCCGGUCCGCCCCCGAAAUAGAUAUAUUUGAGGCCCAGAUUACUGGAGAUCCUUUGACAGGUCAAGUGUCACAAUCCGCGCAGUGGGCACCUAUGAAUGCCGCUUACCAAUGGUUCAAUACUUCGGGCAACUUCAACAUCCCAAACCCUUCGGUCACUACUCUCAAUCCAUACAUGGGUGGUGUUUACCAGCAGGCAACAUCAGGCGUGACGCAGACGAAUCAGUCGUGUUAUACAGGGCUUUCUGGGUGCUUCGCAACGUACGGGUACGAGUAUCAGCCAGGGUACCAAUCUGACGGUGGAUAUAUCUCCUGGAUAGCGAAUGACCAAGUUGCUUGGACCCUUGAUGCGGCUGGGAUGGCCGCCGAUUCUUUGGUGAAUAUUAGUAGCAGACCCGUGCCUCAGGAACCAAUGUAUUUAAUCAUGAACUUGGCCAUAUCCCCCAAUUUCGCGAUCAUCGACUUUACUGACCUUGUAUUUCCGGCUGUGAUGACAGUGGAUUGGAUCCGCGUCUACCAACCAAAAAAUUCCAUCAACAUCGGCUGCGACCCUAAAGAUUUCCCAACGGCUGCCUACAUAGACGAGUACAUCGAAGCAUAUACUAACCCGAAUCUAACAACCUGGACGGGAGAUUACGGACAACCGUUCCCUAAGAGCAGUUUCCUGGACCAGUGCUAA